ACACGGAAGAAACCCGAUAAAUCAGCAGCGGAGGACAGAGGGAACGUCUUAUAAAGUGCUUCUCCUCCACCCAUGGUUGGUGUUAAGCGAUGCUCCAGAGAAGAUGGGCCAGGCUUUGUGUAUCUGCUCUCGCAGUGCCAUCACCAUUGACAACAAGAGAUACUACUUCAUUCAGAAACUAGAAGAAGGUGGUUUCAGCUAUGUGGACCUGGUAGAAGGUGCGCAUGAUGGCCGUUUCUAUGCUCUGAAGCGGAUCCUCUGCCAUGACCGUGAGGCCCGUAAGGAGGCUCAGACUGAGGUGGAGAUGCAUCGGCUCUUUAACCACCCGAACGUCCUCAGCCUGACCGCACACACCUUCAUGGAGCGUAGCGGCAAGUGUGAAGCCUGGCUGCUGCUCCCCUACAUCAGUAAGGGGAGCGUGUGGUCUGUUCUGGAAAAGCUGCGGGAUAAGGGAAGCUUUAUGCCUGAGAGCCGAAUCUUACACAUUCUGCAUGGCAUCUGUGAAGGACUUAAAGCAAUUCAUGACAAAGGCUAUGCACACAGAGAUCUGAAACCCACCAAUGUUUUGCUGGAUGAAAAUGAUCGUCCUUUUUUAAUGGACCUGGGCUCCAUGAACAAAGCCAGGAUUGAGGUCCGGGGGUCACGGGAGGCCAUGACAGUCCAGGAUUGGGCAGCUCAGAGAUGCACCAUUUCUUAUAGAGCGCCAGAGCUUUUUAAUGUGGAGAGUCACUGUAUUAUUGACGAGAGAACAGACAUUUGGUCUCUAGGUUGUGUCCUGUACUGUAUGAUGAUGCUGGAGGGACCGUAUGAUUUGAUAUUUCAGAAGGGUGACAGUGUGGCUCUCGCUGUGCAGAAUCCAGUCUCCAUCCCACAGCCGUGCAGUUAUUCUCCAGAACUUCAAACGCUGCUCAGCUCCACUAUGGUGACCAAUCCUCAGGAAAGGCCCAGAAUCGGCUGGGUCAUCGAUCAGAUCCAAAGCCUGAGGGGCUCAGACGGUACAGAUAUCGACACAAACAGAGUAUGAUGAUUCUUCUGGGACGUCCCGUCUGUUUUCAGCGGACUUUGGACAUUUUGGACUAUGCACUCUCUAUUUUGGACAAAAAUAACUCGAUGAACUUAUAAGCCUUGCAAACAUUUGCUCUCCAUUUCCUCAGUGAGCUCAGCACACCAUUAACACACACCGUCUCAUUUUUCAUCCUAAAGUCAAUUGAAUUAUGAUGGUUUUGUGGGUCAGAUUUGAGCAGUGGUCCUGUAAUAUUCACAAUAAUAUCACACAAACCACAUUGGAGAGUGCAAUAGUUUUGUUCACAAAUGUUACGUAUCAUCAAACAGUUUUUUUCUGAUUAUAAUACUUUUUGUUUUACCUUUAUUAGCUUGUGCAUUUUAAAGAACCAAAAAUGAUUAUUUAUAAUGGUCUCAAUUGAUGUUUUAAGUGUAACUGACAGAAGUUUAUUAUUAUUUGGAGACACUUCACAAUAAGGUCUUUUUUUACCAUUAGUUAAUGAGUUAAAUGACUGAUAGAUAUCAGCUUAGUUCAUAAAUAAUACAGUUGUUCAUUACUUAUGGUGCAUUAAAAGGGGCAGUUCACCCAGAAAUUUUAAUUUGCUGUUUUCUUCACCCUCAUACAGUUUGAAAUGUAGGUUAUUUGUUUUGUUUAGCAUUAUAUUUACAUGCUUUUAUUUAUGCCUUUUAGCUGUUUGAUUUGUUGAUUUAUAAAAUAAAAGUCAUCACUUUGAGAGUCAAUAAACAAAUACAAGAAUAACUAAAUAAUAUUUGUUGUUCCUGGCAAUACAAUAUGACCUAUGAAGCAAGACCUGUCCAAGAAACUGAACAUUUUAUUCAACAAAUGAACUCAAAAUGUCAUCCAGAGACUCUGGUAUUAAUGUGGCAUAUGCACAGCUAGUGUUUUUCAGCUUCCGGUGAAAGCUUAAUGUGACUAUUUUCAAUUUCAUAAGGUUCCUUUUCCAGCAUCGAUGUUGUAAUGUAAUUACAAUACAUUCAGUUAAAUAGACUUAAGCAUUCAUGUAGUUGUUCGAGCGUAAAACAAGAUGAAAGACUGUAAGGCUAGCACCGUCAGGAUCAGCAGACUAUCGCAGAUACUCCAUUGAAAAUACUGGGGUAAAUAAACUGUCAUAUUUUAAAUACAUGGUGGGGGAAAUUUAAUGCAGUGCUUCUUGUCCUGUCUGAGACCCACUUUAUAUUGUAUAUCUAUCAGGCAGGGAUUUUUAAAGAAAUCAGACCUUAAACAUGGCAAUUUUGGCAAGACAGUUCACCAGAAGCGCUGAGGCUUGCUGGCUGAAAUGAAAAGUUUGUGUUCAUAUACCCCAUUUUGCUUUUACUGUAUACUAUUUUUUGACUCUCAGAAUGCCCAUGGUUAUUAAAAACCAUAGUUUCAGCUUCUUUAAUGUUACACUGAAUGCAUAUCUUACAUCUUGAAUGGUUUAAGUAGCCUAUAACAGCACAUUUUCAUUUUUGGUUGAACUGUGAUUUCAGAAGUGCAUAAAUGAAGACGUAUUGUUCAUCGUAGAUCUUAUUUUCACGUGAUUAUCUAAACAAUAAAACAAGACACAAGGUUUUUGUGGACAGAAAAUUACGGACGUUUUCUUAAAAAGGUCCACAGUUAAAGCUGUUACUUCCUUUUGUCUUCAUAUGUGAAACACAACCAACAAUUGUCAUUUGUUAAUGAAUUCAUAAGUACAUUGUAAGAUUGUAAAAUGGUUCUGCUCAUGUUUAUUGAAGUCUGAAAAGUUUUGUGGUAAAUGAUGUUGUGUAAGCUUAGUAUUCCUAACAGAUUAUUGCCAUCUAACGUUAAUUUACAAGAGGAAUGUGCUCACUUUUGUCAUUUUAAGAGGUGCAAAUGGGUGCGUAAAUACCCUUUAACAAGUUUCUUUCAUUGCUUACAGCAGUGUUUCUCAACCACUUUCCUGGAGGACCACCAACGUUGCAUGUUUUUGAACGUCUCCUUUGUCUGGCACACCCAUUACAGGUCUUUCAGUCUCUGCUAAUGGGCUGAUUAUCUGAAUCAGGUGUGUUUGGUUGAGGAGACAUGGAAAAUAUGCAGAGCUGCUGGUCCUCAAGGAACGUGAUUGAGAAACACUGGCUUACAGUAUUAGGAUGUCAUUAAGAGGAAUUGUAAUAAGCAUUGGUUUUCAUUGAGCUAAAAAUCUAUAUGAAGAUAGUUUCUGGAUUUUUUUUUUAAUGUUUUAUACUGUUAUAUUUGUCUAAUAAGGCUUGGUUAGUGAGGAUGAAUCUCAUGGAAACACAUCUUGGUCACAUUUUUUAAGCUUUCAACAUCAACAUAAAUUAAUAGAAAGUAAUAAAUUAUGUAUAGCAUGUAUUCAGUACUGUUGAAUUUUAUUGCAUUUUGUUUUUUGUCAUUGGGGCAUUAUGUUCGCCUCGACAUGUUCUCAUGAGAUAUCAUACAUCACAUGCUUUUUCAUAACUCAGGACAAAAAUAACUGAAGCAUUCCAUAUUUAUCAACAUUUUAAAUUUACCUGUAAGUAAGGACCUGAAUGUUUUCAUGCUUUUAGUUCGUUUGUUUUGAUCUGAUUACAUUGACAUUUACUUUUCUCAGAUUUUGGUGUUUAAAAAGGUCAUCUGAACUUGCACACGAAGUUCUCUCCGAGUUUUGUUUAUGUUCAGGAAUUAUUAUGCGAGACUCUUAAUUUAUAGCAUAAAAGACCGGAGACUUUUAACUUGGCAUUCAUGUAUUCAGGAAUUUUGAUUUGUUUCUUUUAAAAACCGAAUAAAGUGUGAACAGUCGACAAA
This is a messenger RNA of Danio aesculapii, 3769 nucleotides long. RefSeq names its product serine/threonine kinase 16 (gene stk16). NCBI's taxonomy places the organism in Eukaryota, Metazoa, Chordata, Actinopteri, Cypriniformes, Danionidae. The coding region runs from base 104 to 1024 and encodes 306 amino acids. Gene Ontology annotation, molecular function: protein serine/threonine kinase activity; ATP binding. Gene Ontology annotation, cellular component: cytoplasm; Golgi apparatus. Gene Ontology annotation, biological process: protein phosphorylation. The record is from RefSeq and is a predicted model, not a curated record. The transcript is spliced from 8 exons.